Molecule: messenger RNA, 1359 nt
Organism: Camelina sativa (false flax)
Lineage: Eukaryota; Viridiplantae; Streptophyta; Magnoliopsida; Brassicales; Brassicaceae
Product: F-box/LRR-repeat protein At3g48880-like
Molecular function (GO): protein binding
Source: RefSeq, a predicted model, not a curated record
AAUCCACAAAUGGUGUUCGCCCUAAAUGCCGCAGGCUGACAAUUAACAAGAGUCAAGAGGCACCCCAAGAGUCGCCAGCACUUUAUUCACUCCUUCACCACUCCUCUUCUUUCAAGCUUGUUUAGGGGUUCUGAAAUGCCAUAACAAAUCCAAACAAGUGUAUCUUUCUCUUGAAAGUGUCUUCAUCAAUGGAUCAAGAAGCCUCCAGCGUAAAUGUUAUCGAGACAUCCGAUAUCAAGGAACCAAGAACAGAAAAUGUAGUCAAGGGAUGGGAAAAUCUGAACACCGACAUCUUGAUGCGGAUACUUGAGGAACAUUUUAGCAUCAAUGAGUUGACAUCUGGAUUAGAGCUAGCUCAUGUCUGUAGAGGGUGGCGUGCGGUUUGUUGUGAUCCCCUUUUGUGGGAUACGCUCGACCUAUCGCACCUGAACUCUAUUUACAUCAAAGCCGUAAAGAGCCCAUAUUUGUAUGUGCCGCGCCGAUGUGAUGAGAAUGUGACUCGGAUCUUGAAACUCUUCAUGAGCCUUAGCAAAGGAAACACAAGGACCUUGAUUGUUAAUUACAACUUGUUUCUCACUUGUGAUAUGCUUACUUACACCGCAGAAAGGUGUCCAAACUUGAGACGCUUAGUGCUACCAGCUAUGACUAGAAUAUCGAAAACGGGUAUGCAAAAUGCCUUGGGCUUCUGUGAAAAUCUAGAAUCACUAACAAUACCAAGCCUCCAUGACUCGCAAUUUCUCUUUUCAUCGAUUGUCAAGAAACUGACAUUCAGAGAGCUCAAGGUAAUGGGUCACAUCCAUGCUGCAUUCGCCGAGAAACUCGUUGAGCAUCUCCCAAAUCUCAAAGUCCUCAGCCUCAGAUGCAAUGCCAUAUACCGAGACGCCCUUUUGAUAAUCUUGGAUGGACUAGAGAGCCUUGAGGUUCUCAACAUCUCUCAUUCUUACCUAGUGGUGAAGCAGGAGCAUCCUGAGAAGAAGAAGCUCAUCGUGAGGGAGCUUGACCAGACGAUAAUGGAGAAGGCCUCGAAGCUGAAGAGGUUUGUGACUUGUAUGGAGUACAUGACGUGUGUGAUGUGCAAGAGGACGGAGAAAGAUGGAGGACGCGUGAGGUGGAAUAGGUACGAGGAAGGGCUAUGGAAAACUGACGAAGUAAGCUCUCUUCAUCUUUGAAGUGUACUCUAUAAAAAAAAUUUAGUGUAUGUGUUUUUGGUUGACAAACCUGAUGAAUUACAGUUAUUGUGUGUGUGUGUGUAUGUGUGUGUGUGUAUAGAAUUAAGAUGGGUAUCUAGAAUAUAUAUGUUUGGUGAUGAUGCCAACAAAAAAAAAAUGAUAAUUCAAGGAAAAUACUUUUAAGUUAAAA